Molecule: messenger RNA, 2670 nt
Organism: Meira miltonrushii
Lineage: Eukaryota; Fungi; Basidiomycota; Exobasidiomycetes; Exobasidiales; Brachybasidiaceae
Product: MFS general substrate transporter
Exons: 1
Coding region: 150-2546 (798 amino acids)
Biological process (GO): transmembrane transport
Cellular component (GO): membrane
Molecular function (GO): transmembrane transporter activity
Source: RefSeq, a predicted model, not a curated record
GUUUGUUACGUAUGCGGCGAAAAGACUUUCAUUUAUUUUCCGCUAACUUUUCCCCUCAUCAAAAAAAGUUGACCCUAUUGCUAAGGAAGAAGCAUUCCUUCGUUGCUUUCCAACAACGAUUGUUGCCAAUCUAAAGCUUCAAGGCAAAGAUGGUUUCUGGUGGUCGUCCAACUCUACGUACCUCUCCGAAAAAGAAGAACAAAUCAUUACCAAGAGUUACAACACAAUCAUCCUCCACACCAUCAAACAUCACACCAAUCGAUACGAAAAAUUUGAAGCCGCCAACUUUACGCCCAGAAGAAGAAGCUGAAAAUGAAGAAUUCAGCCAAGGUGCUAUUGCUGGUCCAUCUUCACCCACUCGAAGGAGAAGAAGACCAAGUGCUUCUCGACGAAGAUCAUCUUCCAUUACAGCAGCAGCAGCCUUAAUCUCUAGUUAUUCAACUCGAUCAGAGGAAGACAAUACCACAACGCAAACAAACGUCAAAAUCUCGAAAUCAAAAGUGAAGAGAAAGCAUUCUCAUUCAAGCAAUCAAGCUGAUGACGAUUCAGAGGAAGAUAAUGAUCAGAAUGAUGAAUUUGGAGGGGAUGCAACAGAAACAAUAUAUGGGGCUCGAAAGGCUUUGGGACGUGGAAGAGCCAGUCCAUACCAUAUGGCAUUGGUAUCAUUGCUGUUCAGCCUUGCACAAGGAAUGCCAUUAGCAAGUCAAUUCAAGGUGUAUACCCACCUCAUGUGUCGUGUGUACCAAUUGAAGGUGAAGCCUUCCAUGCAUUCUUAUCUAAUGCUACCACCGGCGCCAGAAUUACCCUCUGAUCCAGUCUGUCAAGAUGUAUGGGUGGAAGAUUCAACAUCGACAUAUGCUGCUGCUAUGGCUACGGUGGGUGCUUUGGUAAGUUUGAUUCUUCUUAACAGAUGCAGCAGGCUAUCGGAAUACUUUGGUCGGAAGCCAUUGCUUCUUGCAACGCAUAUCCUGUUAGCAAUUUCCACCAGUGUCUUUCGCAUUAGUGUUCUCUUGCCUACCUACGUUGGUGUCACCGUGCUGUAUAUUGCUGUGAUGGUGAUGGAAGCAAGCGCAGGUGCUCCUCUCAAGAUUGCUCUUCAAAACUAUGUUGUAGAUACAACAACAGAAUCGCAAAGAGCAGGUGCUCUAUCUUUUACCGACGGAUUCGGUCAACUUGGUGCUUUCCCCAGCAGUACAUUGGGAGGAUGGCUAGCAGCUUCAACGCAACAGUUUUUUGCACCCUUUUAUGCCAGUAUUGCAGUGUACGUCGCAACGACAGCAUAUAUGCUAGUAUUCGUACCCGAGAGUAAGAAAAGGCGCCAUCAUACGUUAAUCGACGAUUUCGAAAGAAUAGGAGAAGGCGAAGAGAAUGGACAAAAGGCGGAUCAAAGUGGACACGCGGACGAGACAGAUAAUGAUACAGAUGCAGAUACGGAUGGCGGUGUAGGAACUGAAUCCUACUUUAGCUCAGUUGAUGGUGCUCAUUCGACCUCCAGAUCGGCAUGGUGGCAGGAAUUGAUUUACAAGCUAAACUUCCUUGCUCCUUUGGCCGUCUUCCUACCGUACAAGCAAGCUGGUGGAUCUCGCCAGACAUCAUCUGUUGGUGGACGAGAUUGGCGUUUGUUUGUACUUGCCGUCAUCGUUGUCUUGGAAGAGUCGUUCCAAGUAUUCAUGGUUCCGGUUCUCUUGUUAUACAACACCAAAGUGUUCAAAUAUGACGUUGUUCAGAAUGGAUACUUGGUCAGUUUGUUGCAAGGAGUCCGUGCUCUAUACCUUACCGUUUGCUUCCCAUGGCUUGUCACAAAGAUUCGGACUUGGUUGCAAUCGCGGAAGAAGAUUCAAGAACGUGAUGGAGAGGAUGAGACGGACGCUUUGCUUCAGAACGCAUCGCCAAACAAGGAAAGCGAUACGGAAAGGCGAGGAAAGUUGGAUCUUGUCAUCAUGCUCUUAUCGUACAUUCUUGCAACUGCCUCACUAUCUUUAAUGGCACUCACCAGAUCGUGGUCCGAUCAAUAUGAUAAGAACAAAGAUGGAGAUGGAGCAAAAUACCCUCCAUGGGUCGGUGUGGCAAUUGCAAUUGUCGGAUUACAAAUUGGUGCAGGUGCAACAUCUCUACGCACUGCUUUGCUUGUAAACGCUGUGAGCGAACAAGAAGAUACCCGAGAAGCAUUACGUUAUCGUGAACAACAUCAAAGCACACGGCAGACUGUACGAAAGCCUUAUGGCUCCACAGAUGUUAUACAGAGACAAACAUCUUACCAAAGCACUGUCACCGUUGAAGGAAGUGUCGCCGGAACAGAGAACACAGAAGGUUCCUUCCAAGUACACCAUGAUCGCCAUCAAUCCAAAGCUUUGGCGGCUAAUCAAAUCUUGUGUACUGCUGUGUACGCUUUCGUACCUCUUUUGACCAGUCGUAUAUUUGGAAUUGGCUUGAACACUGAUCGACCGGAACUUGUUUGGAUCUUCAAAGCGGGAAUGGCAGGCUUGUCAGCAGUUGCAACUUUUGUGCUGAUGUUACUUUAUGGCAACGGAGCAACGAGGCCAUGAAAAGGAUGUGUGAUGUUUUUGUUUACUAUUUGUACUAUAUAAUCUUGUGUUCUAUGUGCAUCGCUCGCAAAUCUUAUCAAUUAAGCAUUGCGAUUCCUCUCGUAUGAAAUUAAUACAUCCAUCC